AUGGAUAUACAAGAAGAAGAUGAAAGAACAAAUACAAAUGGAUAUUUGGUGUGGACACUUCAAAUGGAUUUGUAUCUUCAACAAUUGCAUGAACAAAAACUACAAGGACAAAAGCCUGAUAGGAAUUUCAACCCUUCCGCUUAUGAUGUAGCUGUUGAUGCUAUCAAUGCACGAUUUCCUGUGAAAGUGAAUAAAGAUAAAGUGCAGAAUCGACUAAAGACUUUAAAACGGAAAAUGGAUAUUGCCUUAGAAGUUUUCAAACGUGGUAGUGGAUUUGCUUGGAACGAUAUUACGAAAAAAAUUGAUGCAACAAAUUCUGUGUGGGAUGCUUUAAUUAAAUCUUAUCCUGAUGCAAAAAAAGUGCGCAAUGUGACACUUCCAUGCCUUAAUCUGCUUCGUGAAAUAUUUGAAAAAGAUCGAGCUAUGGGGGGAGUAGCUGAAAACGAAUAUACAAUUCAACAAUCCUCUACUGCUUACGUUCCAUAUGCAUCUGCAUCUUCAUCAAAGGGUAAUAAGAAAAAGACAACCAAAACAGAUGAGCUUAACAACAAUAUCAAUAAUAUUACAAGCACGAUGAACAAAAUUGCAAGUGCUCUUGAUAAAGCAAAUGUUGUGGCUGAGAAAGCAAAUGCAGUGGCUGAGAAAGGCAGACGACGAUUUUACUCGGGAGAAGAAGUGUUUUUAGAGUUACAAGCGAUGAAGAGAAUUGACAAAACUUUUUUAUUUGCUAGUUAUGAUUUUCUUAUUUCGGAUCCGGUAGCUGCUAAAGGAUUGUUUGGAUGCCCAGUUCAUAUGCGUAAAGAUUGGUUGUCAUGGAAAAUGACUAUGAAGUCUUGA
This is a messenger RNA of Cornus florida, 837 nucleotides long. RefSeq lists its product as uncharacterized. The transcript is spliced from 3 exons. Lineage: Eukaryota; Viridiplantae; Streptophyta; Magnoliopsida; Cornales; Cornaceae. Bases 1 to 837 code for a protein of 278 amino acids. The record is from RefSeq and is a predicted model, not a curated record.